Papaver somniferum (opium poppy) is the source of this 618-nucleotide messenger RNA. RefSeq names its product RNA-binding protein 25-like. Lineage: Eukaryota; Viridiplantae; Streptophyta; Magnoliopsida; Ranunculales; Papaveraceae. The transcript has 2 exons. The record is from RefSeq and is a predicted model, not a curated record. The coding region runs from base 1 to 618 and encodes 205 amino acids.
AUGGAAGUCAUUGAAGAAAACUCACAAGAAAAUGAAAAUUUGGAAGAUCAAAGGGAAAGGAAACAUAUAGUUGACUUGGCAACUAAUCGGUACGAACAUCCACGUGAACUUCUUCGACAAGUACAUAUUAAUUUUGAAAGGGAAGAAGAGGAGCCAAGGCAAGGACAGAUGAUAUUACAUGGCAGAGAAAUAUUAAGAGACAAAUAUGAGCGCGAACGAGAGACUUCCCGUGCGAGAGAUAGACAGAGAAGAAGGGAAGAAUUAGAAGAGAGAGAAUUACAAAGCGGAUUACGUCAAGUUGAUUAUGAUGAUCGAGGUAAGAGACGCGAGCGUCAUCACAUGAAUGAUACAGAACAAGGUCGAGUUACACCACAAAAAAGAGAGAUAUCAAGACAUCGAUAUGAUCGCUCAGAUCUAUUAUAUACCCAAAUCUUCAGAAUAAAGGAUACAAUAACAAUAUCGGAGCUGCGCGAAUUUCAAGAAGAAUACAUAACACUUGAGGAAAAGGAAAGAGAUAUGGAGUCUUACCCAGUCCCAAUAUGUGAUUUGAAAGGUGGAAAUACAAGUUUACUUCUGAGGCUGACAAAUGUUGUUGCGAGUACAUCGCAGGGAAAUUAG